AUAAGACUCAUACAGAAUUCUCGCAGUUCACUUGGACAAGCACUGAUAGUCGGUUGUUUUGUUCAAGCGCCUUCAAAAUUAAUUACACUAUUUACACAACGAAUAAAACUUGGAAAAUGGUUCUUCCGUUGUCGUUGGUGUCGGCGUCGUUGUCGGCGGUUGUUUUUCUGCUCUUCGUUGGCUACGCAAUGUCUGUGAGCCUUAGUAUCGACCUUCGCCGGGAAUGUAAUGUCAAUAGAACCAGUUGUACGCUCUCUGGCUUCAGUGAAGACAUAGACAUUGUGAGUGACUUGAAGAAAGACCUUCCUUUCACCGAAGUGGUUUUCAAACAUACCCGACUGCAAUGGAUUCCAUUAACGUUAUUUUCGAAUGUUCCCAAGCUUAAGCGUCUAGUGGUGUAUAAUUGCGGUUUACGGAGCCUCCAACAGAUAACCUUUUCGUCGGCGAUCAACUUGCGAUUUCUAUUUCUGCCCAGUAAUCGUUUGACAGAGUUGCCGGAGAAGAUUUUUGUUAGUCUGAGUUCGAUUGAAGACGUGCGUUUGGCCGACAAUCAUAUAUCCCAUAUUCACCCCAAAGCUUUUUGGGGUCUAAAAGCAAUACGCCACUUAGAUCUCAACACCAAUAAAAUUCACGAACUAGCGUCGAGAGUUUUUGAAAAUCUCACCACUCUGGAGUACAUCGAUCUGAGCUACAAUUUCAUUGAAAGUUUCGGAAGUGAGGUAUUCUCCAAGAUUCCACAACUAAAAACUGUCCUCCUGAAUAACAACAACAUAAUAACCUUCGAAAGCAACAGCUUCGCUAACUUUCCACAUCUAACUAUGCUUGACGUUUCCAAUAAUGCAAUCACUUCCAUUGAUCUUCAAUCUGUGGAUACAUUCCGUGCCCAGAACUCGCAAUUGCAGCGCUGUGUCAUCACCGGCAGCGUUAUCAGGGCACGAGUCAGCAGCAACCAGCUAAAGAGCAUCAUCAUAAGCGAUAAGGGUUCAGUAAAGGAAAUCGACGUACAUAAUAAUCUCUUCGAAACGCUGUCCGAUUUCCAGGGAAUGCUGAAUUUACAAAAGCUUGACAUUUCGAAGAAUGUGCUUCGAACUUUGAGCGGCACCAAUACCACACUGUUGUUGGACUUGCCGAGCUUGCAGUACUUGAAUGUUGCCAAUGGACAGUUGGAAUCACUUUCAGUGGAGAACUUUAUUCUUCUUAAUAAGUUAACUCAUCUGGACUUGGCUCACAAUGAUCUGCAAAAUUUAGACGCACGAGUUUUUGAACCCUUGGUGGGCUUAGAGAAGUUGUACUUGGAAGAGAACCACUUGCAUUCUUUUGACUACGAGGCGUUUCUUCGAGCACAAGUCAAUGUUAAGGAAAUGGGAAUAUUGGGCAAUGAAUGGUCCAAAGUGUUGCUAAAGAAGAUGUCAGAAGAUCUUACGGUAAAUGGCAUAAAGCUUGUUAUUCGUAAUCAAAAUGAAGCUGGUGAAUUAUUAUCGCACCAAACAACCACUCAUCCUCAUCAUACCAUUCAUGCGAAGACUUUGGAACAUGAAACGGAUUAUGUGGCAGCUCGUAUGCAUCAAGACGUAAGCUAUCGUGAUGUAAUGAUUGUUGUGACAUUGUGCAUUGUUUUUGUUAUACUGGUGUUGCAAGUUGCAAGAAUUUUCAAAGAAGAGAACUGGUGGUCGCUGUUUCGACAAGGUGUUCAAAGAGAUGUUACUUCGACGCGUCUCAACGAAGAAGAAUCGGGACCAUUUUAAGAAUUGUGAUAAUUGUAGUGAUGAUACGGAAAGUAGAUAUUAAAUUUGUUUUUGGAAAGUU
Molecule: messenger RNA, 1806 nt
Organism: Eupeodes corollae
Lineage: Eukaryota; Metazoa; Arthropoda; Insecta; Diptera; Syrphidae
Product: leucine-rich repeat-containing protein 15-like
Exons: 1
Coding region: 117-1745 (542 amino acids)
Molecular function (GO): protein binding
Source: RefSeq, a predicted model, not a curated record